Molecule: messenger RNA, 11917 nt
Organism: Xyrichtys novacula (pearly razorfish)
Lineage: Eukaryota; Metazoa; Chordata; Actinopteri; Labriformes; Labridae
Source: the annotation of a GenBank genome assembly
AUGGCGCUAAAACACUUCCGGAAGUUGUCACCAGUGUUAGUAGGGUUUAACCACAGAUGUGAAAUAUUCGGACGGUCUUUGACUUCGAGUUUGCAGCAGAUAAAACUCUCCCGUGCAAACGCAGGAACAGGUAAAGUGUGUUUGAAAAUGCAGUUACCUAUUGUUGGCCAUAGGGGGCAGCAGAGGGCAGUGUACUUGGAUCUUCACCUUUAGUUUUUGUAAAGCAGUCCAUCUCUUAAAAUAGCCCGUGUGUGAGGAAAGGUUAAUGUAACCGGUAGUUUUGUUUUCUCCACUUUGUCAUCUGGGAUGCAGCGGCCUCAGUCUGUGGUUGUCAGCUGAAUUCCCCAGGAUGACCCAAACAAUGUCAGGUCAACUGCCUGCUGCAGCCUCAAACCACAAUCACACACUUUGAAACACACACUAAGACAAAGCAGAAAAGCCUGACUGUUGUCUUUUUAUUGUCUCUCUGAUUCUGUUGUCAAGUCUAUAUCCACAUUAAACAAUUAUCAUUCCAUCCUCAGCCAUCUGACUGCAGGGUGUGAGGUGGCGUCCCUCUCAGUGUUUCAGGGGUUGAUGGUGGUUUCUUUCAGAGCAUCUCUGUCAUUCUCUCUCAUUAGCUGCGGGACAGACCGUGGUCACAGAGCGCAGGGGGCGCGUGGUAACUGUGGGGAUAAACCGCCCUGAGGUGCGCAAUGCGGUGAACCAGGAGACGGCAAGGCGUCUGCUGGAAGAGCUGGAGGCCUUCGACAGGGAUCCAGACUUGAAUGUGGCUGUUCUGCAUGGAGAAGGUAAGAGAAGGAAGAAAGAAGGGAUGAACAUUUGACUCUAAAAGGGAUAUUCUGGUGUAAAAUUAAGUAAGGGUCAAACACAUCGUAACAUCGAGUUUGACACCCCCUCGAGAGAUGGAUGUUGCAGACCGCUUGCUUCUCUAGUUAUACCAACUUUAGUAACGACCGCACGAUAGCAAUACACAGCGGCCUGAGGAGCCAUCAACAAACCUCAACCAAAACGCCACUCUAUAGCCACAAAUAAUGCUCAGAACAGCACCUAACUUCAUCAACAGUACAUAUAGGGUCCCAGCCACAGCACUACUCACCAAACAUCUUCUUAACUUUGCCUGAUUUCUUUAGCAAAGAGACUAAACUCAACUCACCUACUCUCUUCGAGCAGCCGCUUGUUUGUAGCGAGACCUCAGGGCAGUCCAAUACGGACUGUAGCGGGGUGACGCAGCUCAAGGAAGAACAUUUACGAUCAUUUCCUCAUGGAAAUGCAAUCAGACCGAGACCCUAAGGUAGAAGAACUACCACGUCAAUGAUUAAUAUGGUGAUUAUUACUUAAAGGAAAUGAUAAAGAAAUCAUCAUAAAUGUUCUUCCUUGAGCUGCGUCACCCCGCUGUAGUCGAUGGACUUGCCCGGAGGUCUUUGUACAAACAAGCGGCUGCUGAAAGAGAGUAGGUGAGUUGUUUUUAGUCUCUUUGUUAAAGAAUUUAGGCAAAGUUAAAAAGAUGUUUGGUGGUUAGUACUAUGGCUGGGACCCUAUAUGUACAGUUGAUGAAGUUAGGUGCUGUUCUGAGCAUUAUUUGUGGCUAUAGAGUGGCGUUUUGGUUGAGCGCGUGACUCUGUAUUGCUACCUGCAGUUGUUACAAAAGUUAGUAUAACUAGAGAAGCAAGCUGUCAGCAACAUUAAUUUCUCGACGGGGUGUCUAACUCAGUGUUACGGUGUGUUUGACCCUAAAUUAAUUUCACGCCGGAAUAUCCCUUUAAUUCAGAGUACAGUGUAUAGUAACUUAUUUUCACAUUUCUGGCAUAUCAGGGGACAAUGGUAAGGAAAAAAAGAGGUGUUGUAGAUAAGUCUGGUCUUCUCUUACCUUUGUGCUCUCUCCAUCACCUUCUCCUCAUAUAUCCUCAUAUUUCACCAGCUGUUGCUUCUCAGACUCCUUCAUUCGAGCCUGAAAUGAGCUGCUGUGCACUGAAAAAAAAACCCCACACUCAAACACCUGUGAGGCCUGCACUGUGUCAAUCCCUCAAAGCCAGAGUCGUGCUAUGAUUUUAAUAGCUCUAAAAAUAAUCACCACACACACUGAAUGAACUCUGUUCCUCAGUGGAAAUAAUGUCUUCAACCUGGAUCAACCUGUCUGCUGUAGAAGGUGCGCUGGGAUCUCGAGACACAAGUAUGUACUUUGUUUGGGGCUUUAGAAGUUGGAUCCUCUCCAGAUGACGGCAGGAGAGUAGCUGUGAGUAGAAAAUUGUGAGUGAGGAGGAGCAGUACGUCGGUGUUAAACGGCUGAGUAAUGAAUCCGUCGAGCUAAAAUGACUCGUCUGUGAUUUCAUUCCUGUUGUGGCUGUCCUGUGAAGUCGAGGUGAUCAGCAGUUUGUCUGCGUUAUCCAAUGACAAGCAGAAAAGUUCUAGUUUGGACUUCUAUCUGAAACAUAAGGAAUCCAUUUACUUCAAAUUAGAGCCAACACAAUAACUUUCCUCCUCUCAUUUUUCAGUGUCAAAGUUUUACUUUUAUCUAACAAGCUGAGAGUAAUUGCUUUCUGCAGAUUUGAAGCAUCCGGGGAUAGAUUUUUCUCGACUCUGUGAUUUGGGUACAAAUGUGAUCAGCUGAAAUGUGAUGAUGCCAUUAAGACUUAUCGUUGUAGGAGGCGUGACGCUCGACCUCCUAGAGCUGCCAUCCUGUGGCCGUCCACCAGAUGCCCUCAGACGUUACCAUCAGACUCACUCCUCAGCUGUGCCAUCACCUGUCCUCGCGCUUGUACACCUGGGGUCCUAUUCAUUCCUCUAACACUGAACAUUUGCAGCACAGACUGUGACACCUGUGACACCCGUAUAUUUUAAGGGAUGUGUUUCUACCUCCUCCUGCAUUUAUUCCAAAUUUGGGUGGAAAUCCAUCUGAGGCUGACAACCUUGCAUCUCAAAUUUGAGUUCCUCUCACAGCAGCACUCCAGAUAAAAAUCUGCCACAUACUUGACAUCUAAUUGCUCUGUCAUCAAACUUAAUGAUCUAAAAUUUUGCAUAAAUUGACUUUUUUUCUUUCUUCUCACAAAGACAUAAAGCUUUAGGGACCUCUGUCACAUCCCAGCUGCGAUAAACAACAUGACACAGUUCCUCUGUAAUUGCCCUGUGCUGACCCACAUCUGUAAUCACAGCUCCGAGUUAACGGGUGUUGCUUGCAUAUGUGUUUGUUAUAAUCAUUUUCAUUACCGUUACAUAAAGUAGAGAGGAGAAUUUUAUGAGACCCUGCCUGAGUCUGUGAUAUAGUGUUUGUUAGCCUCUUGGGUGAUGUUGUAAUUCCCACAUGACUCCAACAGAAGGGGCUGUGGUUGGAGUAUACCAGUCUUCCAUUAAUGAGGGUAUUAUGUAUGUGCAUACGUGUGUGCAAGCGAGCACAUGUGUGAACUGUGACUGUGUAUUGGAAUUGGGCUCUUAAGGGGAAGAGAAGCAUUUGUAUGCCAGCCAGGCCAAAGCAAGCUGCUAUCCAAAUUGCAGACCUUGGACUCCAGCUCAACUUGUUUCUUUUUUUUCAUCCUCAUCAUUUUCCCUUCCUCUCCGACUUGCCAGCUGCCAUAGUUUGUAAUUUUGUGGUCUCUUCCAGGAGGGAAUUUCUGCGCUGGUUAUGAUCUGAAAGAGCUGGCCAAUCACACAGCUUCCCUCAAAUUGGAGCAAGAUGUCACCAAGGGUCCUGGUCCGCUGGUGAGUGCUGUAUGAGAUGUCUGCAUGAGUGUGUGUGUGUGUGUGCUGGUGAGAUGAAUUUCUAUAUCUCCUUUUGAUUCAAGUCGAUGGAUGUGUUUAAAACAUGUCAGAAAUUAGAGGAUUUAGUCAGAAGGAAUAUUCUAGUAGUUCCUGAGUCACUCACUGGUCGUUUCCUUUAGGGUCCCUCUCGUUUGGAGCUCUCAAAGCCCCUGAUAGCAGCAGUCAGUGGCUUUGCCGUGGCAGGAGGGCUGGAGCUGGCUGUGCUGGCAGAUCUGAGAGUAGUAGAGGAGAGCGCUGUGAUGGGGGUGUUCUGCCGCAGGUUUGGUAGGUCCUACACCUCACUUUAUAGACGUCCUCACUGCUACCUCGGUUAUAUUUAAACCCAUGUCCUGUAAUAUUAUGUAAUCAUAUCCCCACCUGCAGCAGUGAGUGGAUCUGCUGUUCUACGAGUCCCUGUAGUCCCUUCUGAGCAGACUGCCUCUGUUUCCUCUCUGUCUUUGUUUUGCUGCCACUUCUGUCCGUCCGUCCAUGAAAGUAUCCUUUUGUUUUUCUUUGAAUCCGAGCAUUCAUCAUCUGCCUCCUAAUGCCAGGAAGUGGACGGUGUUUCUAUUUUUCAACUUUGUUUCUCUGUCCUCUGUUAUCACCACAGCCUCCUCUUGUUUGUGCGCUAGGACACAGUCAUAGUGUGAUAACAGCAGCGACUGUGACCUUUUGGCAUCACAGCCAGAGUCUGCUGGGCAGUCUUGAUAAGUAGGAAAGGAAACAACUGACUGCCAGGUUUCCACUGCAGAGCCAAACAGGGCUUACAUAUUAUUUAUGUCACACAAUUUCCUCAUAAACAACAUUUUCCUUUUUUGGCGUCUCUCGGCUUAUUGGCACGGUUCGCCCUUUGACUCAGCUAUAGUUUAAACGUGGUUACUUUGGAUCUUCAGCUGAGCUUAUCCUCAUCCCAGAGAGUUUUCCUUGGCUUGAGUAAAAAUGUCUCGUGUUGUUAGACCAUCACGGCAUCCUUCAUAUAGUUGUCAUUUUUUAACUGGAGGGUUUUAAAAUACAAGCAUGGUGUUUAUAAAUACAACGGUUGUACUAUAAUUUACUGGUAGUACUAGAUAUAGAUUGUAAACAUGCAGGCUUAUCAUCUCAGGCCUGUAAUUUACCAGGAGAGCAUCCUGGCAGUGUCCUUGUCUGUCUGUCUGUCUGUCUGUGUGUCUGUCUGGUCGCGACUCUUCAGUGCCAGGCCGCAAUCCAGCGUUUCCGGUGCUACUUUCAGUUCAGAAGAUAGGAAAACUUCAUAUUAGGUGAAAGCAUUCAUUAUUCAAACAAAAUGUGGAUGUAAAAAGAUGCACGUGACUUUCCUUUCAGUCUGUCUCAGCAGUUUGCAGCAGAUUUGAUGUCACACUAUCUGGUCUCGGUGGCCAUUCAUGCUGGCUGUAGCAGAAACUCUGCUCCCUUUAUCCAUGUUGUUUUCCUUCUCUGAAAAGUCUGUCAGCUUUCAUGCCUCUCGAGGCUCGAUCUGGAGGAUUGUCGGCUGUUCUGACACAUCCCUAUUGUACUGACGUUUGUAGCUGUCUGGUCUGAGAGUAAUCCUGUUUUCCAUAAAGGUUUUGAGGCGAGCUGUGUCACAACAGACUGCUGCAGAGGGAGUUGAUUUUCUUCUUGCGGCAUCUUGUCCACUUUUAAUUGUGACAAAUACAGCAGUUAGUUCUGGGAAAAGGUAAGAGGUGCUUGCAUCCACGAUCCAUCUGUGACAUUGUUUUGAUGUCAUGGCGCUGGACAUGGCGACACACAACAGGAGUGUGUGAGAAUGGAUGAGUGUUUUGUGUUGGAAACGGUGGUUUAAAGUGAAUAAUUCAGGGACGCAUCCUGAAAUGAUACCGAGCACUCACCUGUUCAGAUUAGCCCACUCCUUGUUAUUUACCUUGUUCUAUUUUUAUGUUUAUUUUAUAUAUAUAUGUAAAUAUAUAUAUAUAUAUAUAUAUUUUUCAUCUUGUUUUUAACUCUAUUGCUCUUAUCUUGUUGUUUUAUGCUGCUCUUCUUACCUUGUAAAGUGACCUUGAGCAUUUAGAAAGGCGCUUAUAUAUAAAAUGUAUUUUUAUUUUUAUUACUCAAACGCCACUUUUCUUUGGUUUUCUUUCUUCCUACAUGUAACAAUGAGGGACAUACCAGACCCCGUUGUUAGGCUGUUCUCAUGGAUCUUCAUCAGGGAUGCUAUUAGACAAAAAAGUCUUAUAAAGAGUGCUGAGAAGCUGAAAUCCUGAGACAUUUCUUUCAAAACUAUCCGCCAACUUCUCGGGAAGUGGGGUUCUUAAACGCCACACGUGUUCAUAAACAUCGUUAAGGUGAAAUCCUGGUUUGUGUCAGUUAAGAUUUAUCACGGCUGCCUCGCAAAACGAGGAUUUUCAAUUUGGACCCGAGCGAAGGAAAGACAGAUGCUACAGUGGAAAAAGACACAGCAGCGUACAUUAAAACUUUAUUUCCCAACAUUAAACAAUUGAAAACCAAACUUCCCUCCGCAUAUACAUCAAAGUGCUGCUGCUCCGUGGGACGCACCGUUUAUUUAAAGAUCCUGUGUUUCUUACAGAAUAUUUCCUUUUAAUGGUCGAAUUCUGUAACCGUUUUGGGGCUGGGCGCAGAUGGAAGCAGCCCGAGGGAAUCCCUUGUGGUUUUGGAGUCAAAAAAAAGUAAACCCUCAGAGGCCCUCAGCGCUGUUCUGAUGUGGGCCAAUGGCAACCAUAAGGAUCUGACAGCUUUCUGGCACGUGAUUGGCUACCAAACCUGUGGCUUCCUGUCUGGGGCCCCUAUACCUCAUCUAGGAGGAAAUGAGAAGGAGGAGAGAGUUGCGUCACAGAAGUCUGGUAUUAGCGUCUAAUAGUCAUUGAAUUGUGAGAGACGUGAGCCUAAAAAAGACGCUGUGCUAACCUGAUUCCCUCAUGUGAUUUUGGAUAUUCGAACCAGGAAAGUAUCAGAAGAAGAGGAAACUCAGAUUAGUUCAGCGAUAAUUUAUAAAGAAAUAUAUCUUUGAACGGCGUGGCUAAAUAUGGAAAGCAUGGCGUUGGUUCAAGAUAAUCAGAGCACACCUUCAAAUAGAGUCUCUCAGCUCAACAAUAAGUCAUGUCGGUGGCUUUGCCUUCCCUCCUCUCUCAUACCUGGACGAAGGAUGGAGGACGAGCGCCAAAGGAGAAGAAGAAGCCACAUGUUGAAUCAAAAAGUGAAACCUCAGUCCAAAGCUGACAUAACAUCAGCCAAUUCAAACACCCGCUUAGUGAGUUUGAAACUGAGUGACAUAGCCGAGAGGUUACAUCAUUUUGCCUUCGGACCGACGCUCAAAUUAAACUCUUGGGUUCUUUCUCAGUAACGAUUGGAUGGACUCAGCAGUUGUGCGCUGACAUUUAGAUAAAGCACUAGAUUCAGAUGUGAUCUAGUUGUCACUGUUGUGGUCUUGAGCCCUGUUUGAAACCUUGGUGGUCUUGUGCUACGCAGCUACAGCCAUGGUAUUAUCUUACUAUACUGAAUAUAUAACAUAAAGGUUCUUUGUGAGAGCGAUUACACUCAAUCCCCGUCGCCUGUUCAAAGGGAGAUUCGGGUUCAAGGUCUGCUCCAUUUAGUCUGGAGUUGUCCGGAAAUCGUUAAUCCACAUCAAACUUAAUCGCAUUACCCUCAUGGGAGGCCAUUGUAGUGGGUUUCGCUUUGAUGUGGGGAGGAUUCCAGCAGCACCAGUGGCAAACCAGAACACCUCCGAGUGUCAUGUGUCAGAUUGAGUUUUCAAGCUUUGGCAGUUGUAGCUGCCAGAUUUAAUAUCUCAUGAAGAGUGGUCCCACUUCGCAGAAUAUCCACCAUGUUUAGGUUUGAAGUAAAGGCGACACUAGGAGAUGAAGGUCCUAAAAAACAGAAAUAUAUCUUGUUCUUAAACUCCUGACUUUUGAUCUAAAAGGAGGCAGGAGUCUCCCUUCAAGAGGAUGCCUUCAAAGUCCGAGGUACUUCCAGCGCCUCAGCUUCCGUUUAUGUAGGACAAAGCGCAGAUCUGGGUAAAUUCCUGCAAACAGACACGUCAGAGACGAGACUAUCAGUCAGAGCGGGUGAGGGUUGAAGGUGCUGGAGACGAGUGUUGUGGAUAAGACACUAGAUCCUUCCGGUCUCUGAUAGCGACGGUGCCAACAGCAGCACUAAAGACAGACAGCUUGGAGGUCAGCCUGGCUCUUUAUCUAUCCUUGGAGUCAGGAUUUGAAAAACUGAGUUAAUCCAGUAUUUGGUGAUAGAGUAACACACUCCCCCACCUAAUCAUGGUCUUCUGUCAGACCACCAUAAGCGCUGAACAUCAGAUCAGGCUCCUGGAUUGGCCACAUGUGUAUUAACACUGGUAUUUCAAUCUGAUUUAUUUAAACUAGAUGGAGAAAGAGAGCAGCUCGCAGGGUAUGAAUAGAAUCACAGUUUUUCCACGACUCCCCGCAGAAACUCUAAAAGCUUGCAUGAUGGUCCGGGGUUAUAAAAACAUGUCCGAUACAUGUGCUCUCAAUAAAGGGUGGUCAAAUAGAAUCAGAGGCUUGGAGGAACUGGGGAGUUGGGAUUGUGGCGAGGAACUUGGACGCACUGAACAGGAGAAAAUAUGCCAAUUCCAGCUGGUGCUCUUUAGAAAUUAGGACAGAUGCCAGCGGCUUACUAUACCUUGAAUGUGCUCUCUCUCCUCCGUCUCGCUCUCUCUCUGUCAUCCUCCUUUUUUUCCCUUUUCUCCUUGUUAGAAGCAGCAAUAAUGUAAAUGUGUCCAGUGGGACUGAAAGCUUUAACAUACAGAGGGAAAGACAGCAGAAUUACACUUAAGGGGUCAAAUUUGUCGAAACUUUAUGCCCUUGACAGCAGUAACCUAGAUUAAUGCCAGCAGUGAAUUGGGUAUUUUUGAGUUUAUCUUGGGCUGUUUUCACUCCGCUGAACAUUCAGGCGCAGCAGCGGGUCGUCUUACACCAUGUUUCAGAUUUAUUUCCCACAGGUAUCUUUAGGUGUGACAGAGCCACAACCAGAUUUUGAGAUUGAGAUUGUUUAUUUGAUCAAAUGUACAUACAGUACAAUUUUAGACAAGAAAUUCACUAUUUUUGGAGAUCGAAAAGGAGUAGGUUGAAGCUAUUUAGCUUAUUUGUACCUACUCUCAUUCCUUCCUAUUCGUUGAACCUUUACAUGUCUCUAGAAUUUAGAAUUUCUGAAGUCGGCAAAAAGUAACCAAAGCUCCAAGGUCUAACAUGAAUAUGUAACUAAUAAUUAAUACUAAAACAAAGACCUUAUAUAUAUACACCCAUACCUAUAUAUACAUAUAUACACACAAAUAUGCACUUUAAAAAUAUACACUUAAAAUACUUCAGAUCUCUUAUUUGUACCAUACCCGUAUACAAUAUAAUAAGUAUGGCAAAACAAAAAUCACUUUUUUAACUGAUUUUCGCUUUAAUUUGCUUUUAACGUGUGCUAGUUUUUUGCUUUGUUUAAGAUCAUUGGGCAUACUGUUCCACAGCUUCACCCCCACAACAGAAAUUCACAUGUUUUUUAGUGUGGUACGAGCGCCUGGUUGUUUUAAAUUUCUUUCUCCUCUCAAUACAUACCUGGGAGUAGAUUGUUACUGCCUUUGUACAUUGUCUGUGCAGUUCUAAAUUCAACUAUAUUGGCAAAUUUUGAUACUCCUAAUUUCAGAAACAGUUCAUUAGUAUGAUGGAAGAAUCCUACCUUGUUAAGAAUCCUUAUUGCUCUCUAUUGCAAAAUAUACAUGUGUUGUAAAUUCAUUUUGUAUGUAUCUCCCUAGUCAGAUAUCAGAUAUCUAAAAUCUCGAUUCUAUUCUUCCGUCAGGUGUCCCUCUGAUUGAUGGAGGCACGGUCCGACUACCGCGUCUCAUCGGACUUUCGCGAGCCCUUGACCUGAUUCUGACCGGGCGGCCGGUAGGAGCGCAGGAGGCUCUCGCCUACGGCCUGGCGAACAGAAUCGUCCCUGAUGGCCAAGGUAUCAGGAUUCUAUCAGUCCAAAAAACAAGUUUAAGUUAGUGUAAAGGGGAAUCGGGAAACUUUCAGGUCAGUACACAGCUGCGUACAGAGAUGUUGACAGUUUUUGGUACAGAGUGUUGCUGUUUGUGCUUUAAGACAGCAACUGGUAGAGAUUAGAAGAGCAGAUAUGGGGGAGGCCGGCAGUCCUUGGUCUGUUGGGGGAAGUAAAAUUUGUUACUCACUGAAAACCGGUCAUGUAUCUCCCACAGGCAAACACCACUGUGACCCAUUUUCACUCAGGAAAUCUUUAAGGGACUGCCUCGUAGGUUAUAUCAGACGAAUUCCAGUGAGUCUGUUUUCUUUAUUUGGCCUCAGCAUCACUCUGAGGCUUUAACUCAGUGUUUGCUUCACUCAUAAUGUAUAAGACUGAGGAUUACGUGUCAUUUCUGAAUUAUGUUAACGCAUGAACACUCCUUUAUGGUUAAAUCCCUGAACGUGUGAAUCCCCACACCCCUUUAAUGCUAGAAGAUUAGCUUAAUUCUAUUAGGAAGUCCCUCUCCCCACAGUCAAGCCCCGGCCUAAUUGGCCUCUCUGCAGCCCGACGGUUUAACUUCAGAGCGGAGUGACGAAGCAGCUCACAAGCACAUACGUAAAAUGUGGCAUCAUGGGACGGGGUUCAUUUUCCCAUAGGGCUGAUCUUGAUGUGGUUCAGGGCUUUUAUGUGCAUGGCCAGGCACCGAGGCAUGAGAAACACUAACAGGGACUCAGCAGGGAGGAGCGGGUGAUUGUGGUUUAUUUAAUAACAGAAAGAGGUUUAAUAUAAACAUUAAAAGCACUAAAGAUACAAUCACUGCACCUUUCAGCUACUGUCUGAUGAAGAUGAAGUACCAACUUGGAGCUGAGAGGAGAUGCUGUAUUGAGUAUUUGUUUAUUUAUUCUCAUUCUUUGGACGGCUGCUCCUCUGAUAUUAUGGUGUAAAAUUAAUUUAGGGUCAAACACACCGUAGCACUAAGUUAGACACCCCCUCGAGAGAUGAAUGUUGCCGACUGCUUGCUCCUCUAGUUAAACCAACUUGAGUAACGCCCGCAUGAUAGCAAUACACGGCGGUCUAUGGAGCCACACACAAACCAAAUGUUCUUCCUUGAGCUGCGUCACCCCGCAGCAGUCUGUAAUGGACUGUCCUGAGGUCUCACUACAAACAAGCGGCUGCUGGAAGUGAGUAGGUGAGUUGUGUUUAGUCUCUUUGCUAAAAAAAUUAGGCAAAGUUAAAAAGAUGUUUGGUGUUCUGUUGAUGAAGUUAGGUGCUGUUCUAAACAUUAUUAGUGGCGAUUUGGUUGAGCAUGUGGCUCUCUGUAUUGCUAUCUUACAGUCAUUACUAAAGUUGGUAUAACUAGAGAAGCAAGCAGUCGGCAGCAUUCAUCUCUCAAGGGGGUGUCUAACUCGGUGUUACGGUGUGUUUGACCCUAAAUUAAUUUUACGCGGAAUAUCCCUUUAAUGGGAACUAAAGCUAGACUACUUACUAAAAUGGAAAUCUAAUACUGUGUUGGUAGAAUUAAAUUUAGAGAUUACAAACACAUCAACAUUUAGCUUUCCUAUGGUACUAAUUAGGGCUGGGCGAUAUGGCCUCAAAUCAGUAUCACGAUAUAUUGAGCAGUUCACCUUGAUAACGAUAAAUGGACGAUAACUACUCCUCAAGCAGCUCACCCCCCUUCCACAUUAACUUAGGAUAACAUAGGACAGUGUCUUACAGGGACAUGAGAUUAUAACCUACCUACACACAUCCAAAACCAACUUUUAUUUAUUUGUUUUUUUUUAAAAAGAAUAUACCAAUAUGGGCAAAAUGAUGUUGGUUAUUGUUGUAAAUUUUGGUACCAGUAAAUUUUCGGUUUAUCGUCCAGCCCGAAUAUUAAUGCUGCAUGUCAUGUGGAUUAUGUUCUGAAUGUGCCGUGUAUGUCUCUUCACAGCUUUACAGGCGGCUGUGCAGUUAGCAGAGGAGAUCAGUUCCUUUCCUCAGCAGUGUCUGCGGGCCGACCGCUCCUCAGCCAUGUACAGCUGCUAUGAGGCUCCAUCCUUCAAACAGGUACACCUCAUAAUGAAAUCCAAACUCAAAUCAUGAGUGUCUUUGUUCUCAAAGAUAAAGUAGUGUUUUAUUUGGCCUCUUGUGUUGUCAUGUCCAGGCCAUGCAGUAUGAGAUAGACCACGGAGCUCCAGUUAUCCAAGCAGAAUCUGUCGCCGGAGCAACCAGGUUCACCACUGGAGCGGGAAGAGGAUGA